Molecule: messenger RNA, 1183 nt
Organism: Tremella mesenterica DSM 1558
Lineage: Eukaryota; Fungi; Basidiomycota; Tremellomycetes; Tremellales; Tremellaceae
Exons: 5
Coding region: 60-1013 (317 amino acids)
Source: RefSeq, a predicted model, not a curated record
AUGGGUAUCACAUCUGCAAGACAAGUUGAAAGGCCUGGAUGAGAAAAGUGUCCAACAGCAUGGCAGAAUUCGACGGAACGUUAUCUUCUGUCAUAUCCACCCGCGGACCGUUCGGGAAUGAAACCCUACCCAUUUUCGCCUCUGGGGAUUUGGAUUCGAAGAAAGCAAUCUUGUUUAUUGGAGGUUUAGGGAAUGGACUUGGAGAUGUUCCUUUUACAUAUGCCCUUUCUGUCGCGUUGGGGAGGAUCGGGUGGAAGUUAGUUCAAAUGCACUGGUCUUCCGCCCAUGAAGGUUUCGGCACUGGAUCUAUAGAUCGUGAUAGGGACGAAAUGGAAUGUGUCGUAAAACAUCUCCGUUUUCAAGGUCACGAAAAGAUAGUCAUCAUGGGACAUUCUACCGGUUCUCAAGAUGUCAUCAAUUAUCUAUCUUCACCAUCUCUGAUCCCAUCUGCUACGGCUCAUAUUCCUUGGACUGACCCUGGAUGUUUGGCAUCAAUGAGGGCCAAAGUAGAUGGAGGAAUCAUGCAAGCUCCAGUUUCAGAUAGAGAAUAUCAUGUUUCGGCUGAUAAUCGAGCAUGGUUGGAUGCUUUGCCAGUGGCUGAGAAGAUGUUAAAGGAAGGGAAUGGGGAUGAGUUGUUGCCUAAACCUGUUAGGGAAAGAAUGGGAGUGAUGAUGACUGCUUAUCGAGCUUGGAGUUUGUUGGCGGUUGGAGGGUAUGACGAUUACUUUUCCGCCGAUAUACCCAUUCACGAUUCAUCUGGAAAGUUCUGUCAUCCUCUCUCUCAAUCUUUCGGUAAACUUUCCUCUCCCGCACUCGCACUUUAUUCCGGAAAAGACGAAUUCGGUCAACCGGGAGAUCGUACCCCCGUACUUCAACGAUGGGCGGAAGUGAGUGGUGGGAAACUGGAAUGGAAGAUCAUACCUGGUGCUGGUCAUGCGAUACCGGAACCUUCGGCACAAGUGAUGAUGUGUGGUAUAGUGACGGAUUGGUUGAAGAGAGUUGUGGAGAAUUGAGCAAUCAUCGUUCGUCUACACUUCAGUUCACAGUGCUUCAUCACCUCUGAUACCUAUUUGGGUAGUUAAAGUCGAAGUCAAUUCAACCUCUCAUUCUCCGUUAAUCGAAAAACAUCAUAAAAAUCAUUGAUAGAAUGAUAUGAUUCAUUCCAUGCAUGUUCAUUCCUUCU